AUGACAUUUUUAUCUAUAUUCAGUAGGCCAUUAGAAAAUAUCCAACCAAAUUUAGCUAAAGAGAACUUUGUUAUCAUUUACGUGCAUACUGAACGUGAAGAGCGCACGACAGAAGAAGUGAUGAUAUUCCAUGACGAACAACUAGUUGACCUAAUAAAACAUCAAAAGAAAAAGACAAGAGUUAACAAUGUGCAAAUGUUUAUUACUUAUAAAAGGACCAUUCCUUUCGACGUUCACUAUCUGCGUCGGAUUUGGAGCAAAACCAAUUGGACAUCUUCAGGAGCGUUUAACUUUGAAUUUAUAUCAAGUCACAAGCGACUAAUUUCAAGAAAAGGUUCCCGUUUUGUAAUUCAGCCUCAACGCAUCAAUAAACCAUAACAUACAAACUUGGCAACACUGGAAACAGAGUUUGAAAUUACUUCCGUGAACAUUUUUAGGAUGCCGUUUGCCUGCA
This is a messenger RNA of Dicrocoelium dendriticum, 454 nucleotides long. NCBI's taxonomy places the organism in Eukaryota, Metazoa, Platyhelminthes, Trematoda, Plagiorchiida, Dicrocoeliidae. The record is from the annotation of a GenBank genome assembly.